AUCUUAAUAUUGAAAUGCUGAGUACAAAGAGAGUGUGUGUUAGUACAGAUGGUUAUUCACUGCAGAGCUGUCUGCAUGAACACCAGAGAAGAACCAGAUUGCUGUGUGUCCAUCAAACAGUGAAGAGCUGCUGGAUUCAUUGUUUCCUCCAAAUGAAAGAAAAGUCAUUUUCAUGUGACAGAGCGACGAUGCAGUGGAGUCUGUUUCUGCUUCUUCUGAUGGGUCAGUGUGUCUUCAUCACAUGUCACCUGUAUGAGUACCACUUUAUUAAAGAACAGAUGAGCUGGGAUGAAGCACGGGCAUACUGCAGAGAGAACUACACAGACCUGGCCAAAGUGUUUGACCUGACAGACAUGAGAAGACUUCAAGGCUCUGCACAGAGUCAAACAGAAGCCUGGAUUGGACUGUACAGCGAGCCAGGCAAACACAACAGGAGGUGGCACUGGUCUCUGCUGGGGGAGGAAUACACUGAAAAUAAGACCUGUUGGGGAGCUACAGAGCCAAAUGAUGGAGAAUACCCUGAGAACUGUGUGAGGACAGGAGACAAGUGGGCAGAUUUUCCAUGUACUCACACAUUUAAGUUUAUCUGCUAUAACGAAACGAUAAAAGACAAUAAAACCUUUCAUUUGAUUGAAGAGAUGAAGACCUGGACUGAGGCUCAGAACUACUGCAGACAGCAUCACACCGACCUGGCCAGUGGACUCAAUCAGAUAUACAGUGAAGAGUUUAAGAAUCUGCCGAAGUCUGAAGCCUCGUGGAUCGGCCUGUUCAGAGACAGCUGGAGGUGGUCAGAUGGGAGUAACUUCUCUUUCAGAUACUGGGACAUGGACUCAUUUAAUGAUGGACUAAACAACAGGAAAUGUGCUACGACUCUGUUAGAGAGAUCAGGAAGAUGGAGCUCUGCUGAAUGUGACCAAAGAAAGCCUUUCUUCUGCUAUGAUGACUUUUUGGCAGAUAAACUGAUUCUGAUCAGGGAAAACAAAACCUGGGAUGAAGCCGUGACUUACUGCAGACAGGAACACCAUGACCUGGUUUCAAUCAGCAACCCUCAUGAGCAGCGAUGGGUCCAGGAAAGAGCCAAAAACGCCUCGACUCCUUUUGUGUGGCUGGGACUGCGCUACUCCUGCUCUCUGGAUUUGUGGUUCUGGGUUGAUGACAACCUAGUGUGCUAUGAGAAUUGGGCUUCAGAGGGAAAGACUGAAAACUGUAGCACAUGUGUAGCUAUGACCACAGGAGGGCAGCACAAGUGGGUCAGUCAGAGGGACAAUGAGACAUUUAAUUUUAUUUGUAUAAAACACUGAGGUUUAAACCUAAAGUCACUUCUUAGCUGCACAUGUAGAUUUUCUGGGGUGAACUCUGUGUUUCUGCUCAGUGUUUACAGUCUCUGGGUUUGAAGUGGGAGAAAAA
Molecule: messenger RNA, 1407 nt
Organism: Oreochromis niloticus (Nile tilapia)
Lineage: Eukaryota; Metazoa; Chordata; Actinopteri; Cichliformes; Cichlidae
Product: macrophage mannose receptor 1
Exons: 5
Coding region: 15-1301 (428 amino acids)
Source: RefSeq, a predicted model, not a curated record